Culicoides brevitarsis is the source of this 1073-nucleotide messenger RNA. RefSeq names its product RWD domain-containing protein 2A. The coding region runs from base 134 to 1006 and encodes 290 amino acids. Gene Ontology annotation, molecular function: protein binding. The record is from RefSeq and is a predicted model, not a curated record. The transcript has 3 exons. Lineage: Eukaryota; Metazoa; Arthropoda; Insecta; Diptera; Ceratopogonidae.
CGGAAGCAGAACGAGUUGUUCUCGUCUAAAAAAAUAUAAUUUUUCUGCUAUCAAAGCACUUUUCUGCUGUGACAAGGCGUUUCAGGGACCAAUUUUGCGGUAUCGCAGCAGUUUUCAUCGAAAAUUCAAGAAAAUGUCAGAUGACGACCCCAAAAAAUCAUGUCUCGAGAAGCAAUUAGACGAAAUCGACUUACUUUCAUCCAUUUAUUGCGCUCCUGGCGAGCUCAAAGUCUUGGAUUACUCAACAAUACCUGAAAUUUCUGACUAUGUCAAAGGAAAAUCUUCAUCUCUCUCAAGCAAAUUGGAAUUUAUUGUGACAAUCACCUCCGAAGACAAUUACAAAGUCGAAGUACGAGUCGCCUUACCUCAUUUAUAUCCGCUAAAAGAGCUUCCUGACGUCACAAUUCGUUCAAGUCAGUACAAUCGAACGCAAGAAAGUGCCAUUAAAAUUCUUUUACAAGACUUUAUCGAGUCGGAAUGUGAUAAAAGUGACUCUUACAUCUUCCAAAUCAUCUCGUGGAUUCAAGAAAAUUUGAAAACUUUCGAGGAAUUGAAUAAAGGAGGCGUCGAAACGACGAAAAAAAUUGAUGAAGACGAGAAACCAGCGGAAAUGGAACGUUUGUGGAUCUAUUCGCAUCAUAUAAAGAGCAAAACGAAGCGGAGGAAUAUCCUUCAAACAGCCAAAGAACUCGCUUUGACGGGAUUUAUGAGACCCGGCAAACCUGGAAUCAUCUGCGUCGAGGGCAGAAAGGAGCACACGCAAGACUUUUGGCGCACGAUUCGUCAAUGGACAUGGCAGAAAAUCACUUUGCGCAAAGUAGAAACACCCGAAAAAGACUCGGAACUUGUUUCGCAAGAAGCUUUUCAGUACUUUGACUCGUUCCGCGAAUACCUCUUUAGCACAAAUGAGGACAACGAAGAAAUCCCGAUGGACAUGAGUCAGUUCAUGAAGUUCCUUGAUGCCCAUAAUUGUGCCUAUAUCAAAGAAUUUCUCUUUGGUUUCUGAUUUUUUUGAAUAUUUCUCUAAAAUUUUGUACAAAAAAUUGUUAAUAAACCAAAAGUUACCUUCUUGA